GAGCGCUGCGCGCCUCGCUGCAAGCGGCGAGCCGAACCGAGCCGAGCCGAGCCCGGCGAAGCCGAGCCAAACGAAACGAGCCGACCGAAGCCGAGCCGAGCCAUGCAGCUGGGCGCGCUGGGCCGGCUGCCGCUGCCGCUGGCGCGGGCGGUGCUGGCGGCGCUGCGCGGGUGGCUGGGCGCGCUGUGCUGGAGCCUGGCGCCGCUGUCGCUGUCCCUGCCGCUGUUGCUGUCCCUGCCCGGCUGGCGGCGGGUCUCGGCCCCCCGCCCCAGCGCCGCCGCGGGGCCCCGGCGGCAGCGGGAGCAGGAGCGGGACGGGGCGGCCCCGACGCCCACCAGCGUCAACUACCACUUCACCCGCCAGUGCAACUACAAGUGCGGCUUCUGCUUCCACACGGCCAAGACCUCCUUCGUGCUGCCCCUGGAGGAGGCCAAGCGGGGACUGGCGAUGCUCAAGGCGGCGGGAAUGGAGAAAAUAAACUUCUCGGGAGGAGAACCAUUUCUUCAGGACAGAGGCGAGUUUGUGGGCAAACUGGUCCAGUUUUGCAAGCAGGAUUUGAAGCUACCAAGUGUCAGCAUCGUGAGCAAUGGCAGCCUGAUUAGAGAGCAGUGGUUCAAGAAGUACGGUGAAUAUUUAGACAUUUUGGCGAUUUCUUGUGAUAGUUUUGAUGAAGAAGUCAAUGUUUUAAUUGGCCGUGGUCAAGGAAAGAAGAGCCAUGUGGAGAAUCUGCAUAAACUGAGACAGUGGUGCCGAGAUUAUGCUGUUGCUUUCAAAAUAAAUUCAGUCAUCAACAGAUUUAAUGUUGAGGAAGACAUGAAUGAACAGAUCAAGGCACUCAACCCUGUGCGCUGGAAGGUAUUCCAGUGCCUCCUCAUUGAAGGGGAGAACAGUGGUGAGGAUGCUCUGAGAGAAGCAGAAAAGUUUCUUAUCAGUGAUGAUGACUUUGAACGAUUCCUGGAUCGCCACAAAAAUAUCUCCUGCUUAGUACCAGAGUCUAAUCAGAAGAUGAGGGACUCAUACCUCAUUUUGGAUGAAUACAUGCGUUUUCUAAACUGUACAAAUGGACGAAAAGAGCCUUCCAAAUCUAUCCUGGACGUUGGAGUAGAAGCAGCUAUACAAUUCAGUGGAUUUGAUGAGAAGAUGUUCCUAAAAAGAGGAGGAAAGUAUGUGUGGAGUAAAGCAGACAUGAAACUGGACUGGUAACUCAAUUAACUGAGUUAUGGCACGUGCAUUUUGUGAAGAAAAUGUGUAUAUGUGUGUAUAUAUGUGUCUCUGUAUAUAUAUAUGUAUGUAUAUAGUGCUUUUAACUACACAUGGUAUAUUAUACAGAUCGAUGUUCAAUAACUUUGUAGGUGAAUAUUUUAAUGUUUUUGGAAUGUAGACUAUGUUCUUAUCUAUUGUUUGGUUGAACAUUACCAAGUACCAAUAGAAUUUUCAUAUAAAUAGAUCCCAGAAAUCUAGUUACUAGUUUAUUGUAUGAAGGACUGUAAGGGCAAACUGUUAAGAUAAUGCCACACAGGAAACAGUUUUAAGAUAAUAGAUAAGUGUGCAUGCAAGAAAACAAAAAAAGUCCCAAACUCUAACUCACUAUAACCAGCCAUAAUGAUUGAUAAGCGAAAAUUCUUAUCAGGAAACAUUUUCUGUGUAGUUCAUAUGGAAAGGUAUAUUGCAGUUCCUUACUAGAUCACAAGAGGGCCAACUUUGAAAGCAGCCCUGACUUUUUCAGGGACAGUAGAGGGUCAGAAUGUAGUUGUUAUUAUUUCUAAUAAAGAAUAUAUCAAAAAGGAAAUCAAGAUUAAAAAUUCACAAUUUUAAUUCCUAAAUCUUAAUUGUAGAGGUGUUGUUCUUCUCCCUCUCCUGCAUACACAUGCACAGUAUUUGCAAAAAGGUUAGGGGAUGUAAGUUUCUGUGAAAACAAUGCUUUGGUUAUGAUGUUGCUGCUCAAAACAUAGGAAAUGCAUUUUAUCCAAUGGUGAGCAACUUCUUAUUUCACAUUGGCAAUGACCUUUACUCUAACAAAUAUUUACAGUGAAAACAAUGUUUGCUUUUUAUUCAUAACUUCCUCCACUUCCCUUUUCUCAACCAAUCUUUAUUUUUUGUUUGUUUGUUUGUUUGUUUUUCUCUUCUCAUCUGUACAAUUCUGUUGAAGAUUCCUUAUGGAAUGAAUGAAUACGGCACACACUUCUCACUGCCUUCUGUUGAUUGCUAGGUCUGUGUUAUUCCCAUGCUUUUUAUUUCGCUAAACCAUGGAAUUACAAAUGACAAAGUUCAUAUAUCAUGUAACCUUGUUUUAAAGGUCGCUUGGCUCAGUAAUCACUCUUACUUGCUAGUUACCAACAUGCAGGUCCUAAGUGAAACUAAUUAGGUUUUGUGAUGGCUGCCUUGGGUUGAAAGAGCUAGCAGCAUCAACCUAAAGUAGAGUAAAGUUAACAGCCCUGCAAAGGCAAUAAUUUAAUAUGCUGUCCUCUUUUUUUUUCCCCCCUCUGGUAAUUUUUCUGGCUUUAUAUUACAGUUUUUCAAAUUUAAUAAGCCCUCUUCCAUGUAUAGCCCUGUGUGAAGGCAAUGGGGAUAAGCUUUGCACGAAACAGAAUUGAGCUAGCAUGCCUAGACUUUUUCACAUGUUUAAAUAUUGCAGCAGCUGGGACCCAGCAUGCACUAAAUACAGCAUGUAAAGAAAAUUGCACUUUCUUUCCUUUUUCUGAUAAUGUAAGUUGAUUUUUUUUUAGAGUUUUCAGAGUUCUGUUUCCAUUUUUACUGUCCUAACUUUAAAUGUACAGUCUUAAUGGUGCUGGCUUGUUGCAAUCCCUGUACUUUCUAUGCACUUACAUUUCAGUAUUUUUUUUUCUUCUAUUAGUAUUAAGGAUACUUAAACUGUGGCCUGCACACAUUAUGCCCAGAGUCUUUUGGCAGCUAUUUUACUGACCUCAGCUGGAGUUCUGCCUGAGGAGCAACUAUGGGCAAAGCAAAUCUAUGCAAUUGUGGUGUUUGACUUCCUCGUUGUUCCCAUUGCUCAAAAGCUGAAUCUAGCAUCUUCUUCAGCAUAUACACCGCAUGGUAGAGAAGAGGCAUUUUUCUUUGCUGCUGGCUCAGUCCCAGCAUGAGCAAAGAUUAGUGCAUCAAUGUAACACUAAAUCUACCAGCUUGCUGCCUCUGCUGAAAAUGCCAGCUGUAUCACAGCACAGAGGCAGGAGGGGCACAAAGCCCCGUUCAGCUCCAAAGGUGCUGCCGUUCUUUGCUGUGGCACUUCUCUCUGUAAAUGGUCAUUCUUUUGCUGCAAGAGAUCCUCUAUGCCUGAGGUUGAAGCUACAAGCUAAAUAAAAGGCACAUGAAAAAGUGAAAUUGUAUGAAUAGUGUACAGACAUUGAAGAUUGCUUUCAUCAGAUGGUUGAGUUCUUAUUUUUGGCUUUCAAAAGAUUUUACAUUGCCUCUUAUGACUACACCUAAUUUAGGAAAAGUGUCUGUUCCGAUACCUUUUUUCUGAAGGAAAUAUCAGUUGUGUACAUCGGAAAUGAAGACUUUGGCUUAAUUUUCAACAUGGCUACUGCUUGAUUAACCUAGAAAGACUUUUUUUGUAGUUUAUAAACAGUUUUUACUGGAAAAAAAUGGAUUUUAGGCUUUCAUUCUGCAGCUGUGUCAAACUUUCACAUGGGACUAGAAACAUAAUAUUAAAUUCAACAGGGCUACUCCCAGGCUGAGAGAUUACAUGUACAUUGUGACUGUGAAGAGUCAGGAUUUAAAUUUAAGUCCUGUAAACAUAGAUAUGCUUAAUUGUAUUUUCAUACAAUUGUGUAAUCUCAUAGUACUGCAACUAAGCACGUGCUAAAAAUGCUAGAUCAGGCAGUAACUUAGACCGUAGUUUAUUAGUAUUAUGCAGCUGUUCAUAUUUGUAAAAUUUGUAGAGAAUGAGAAUUUGAGAGAAUGAAUUAAUGAAAUUAAAUCAUUCAGAAUAUACCUUGAGUGAGGAAUAAAGCUGUCAUAUUGUAGCAUUUUCGGAUGUUCUCUUUUUCAAUGUGAAGGAUACCUGAUGUAUUUGAAUGUUACAAAUAAUGAAAUUUUAAAUGACACUGUCACAGAAUUCAUACUAUUUUACACAUUAAUAUGUUGCACAUUGCAAUAAAUGUUUCUAUUUUCUUAA
Messenger RNA from Dromaius novaehollandiae (emu), 4135 nucleotides. It is a transcript of the gene RSAD2, whose product is annotated as radical S-adenosyl methionine domain containing 2. NCBI's taxonomy places the organism in Eukaryota, Metazoa, Chordata, Aves, Casuariiformes, Dromaiidae. Bases 103 to 1203 code for a protein of 366 amino acids. The record is from RefSeq and is a predicted model, not a curated record. The transcript has 6 exons. Gene Ontology annotation, molecular function: catalytic activity; 4 iron, 4 sulfur cluster binding. Gene Ontology annotation, biological process: defense response to virus; positive regulation of immune response. Gene Ontology annotation, cellular component: endoplasmic reticulum membrane; mitochondrion; endoplasmic reticulum.